Candoia aspera is the source of this 1065-nucleotide messenger RNA. Its product is annotated as plexin-A4-like. Gene Ontology annotation, cellular component: plasma membrane; semaphorin receptor complex. The coding region runs from base 1 to 1065 and encodes 354 amino acids. The transcript has 8 exons. Gene Ontology annotation, biological process: regulation of cell migration; regulation of GTPase activity; positive regulation of axonogenesis. Lineage: Eukaryota; Metazoa; Chordata; Lepidosauria; Squamata; Candoiidae. Gene Ontology annotation, molecular function: semaphorin receptor activity. The record is from RefSeq and is a predicted model, not a curated record.
AUGCUACGAGAAGCCCAGGUUUUGCACAGGGAUGGUUUCCGAAAGCCUCCUCUGGUGUUGGAGACUUACAACGUGCCCGAACUGUCCAACGGGGUCAAUUGUUCCUUUGGGGACCUGGCGGAAAUGGACGGUGUGGUGUCGGGGAACAAGAUCAAGUGCCAGUCCCCAGCAGCCAAGGAGGUGCCAAAGAUCAUCACCGAGAAUGGAGACCACCAUGUUGUCCAGCUCCAGCUGAAAUCCAAAGAAACAGGCAUGACUUUUGCCAGCACCAGCUUUGUCUUCUACAAUUGCAGUGUCCAUACCUCGUGCCUCUCGUGCGUAGAGAGCCCGUACCGAUGCUAUUGGUGUAAAUAUCGUCAUGUUUGCACCCACGAACCUCGCAACUGCCACUUCCUAGAAGGACAAGUCAAACUUCCUGAGGACUGUCCCCAGCUGCUAAGAGCCAACAAGAUCUUGGUCCCCGUGGAUGUUAUCAAGCCGAUCACUCUGAAGGCCAAGAACUUGCCCCAACCGCAGUCCGGUCAGCGGGGCUACGAAUGCAUCAUUACCAUCCAGGGCAACGAGAAGCGAGUGCCUGCACUGAGAUUCAACAGUUCCAACGUCCAGUGCCAGAACACUUCCUAUUCAUAUGACGGGAUGGAGAUCAACAGCCUGCUGGUGGAUCUGACGGUCGUAUGGAAUGGGAAUUUCAACAUUGACAACCCAGCCCAGAAUAAAGCCCACCUAUACAAGUGUGGAGCCAUGAGAGACAGUUGCGGAUUGUGUCUGAAAGCAGAUCCAGACUACGAGUGCGGCUGGUGCGAAGACUUGGAUCAAUGUACGCUGAAGCACCAUUGCCCCAUCCUGGAGAACCGCUGGCUGGAGCUUUUGGGAACCGGAGGCAAGUGCACCAAUCCCAAGAUUACGGAAAUAAGUCCAGUGAGAGGACCUCGUGAAGGAGGGACCAGAGUGACCAUCCGGGGAGAAAAUCUAGGUCUUGAAUUCCGGGACAUUGCAUCCCACGUCAAAGUUGCUGGCGUGGAGUGCGUUCCCUUGGUGGAUGGAUAUAUCCCAGCUGAGCAGUAA